AUGAAUUGCAGAAAUUACGAAGACAGCCACGGACAGGUGAUAAAGAAUUCUCUUGACAUUCCUCACGUUAUGCAGGAAGACUCUUUUGACUGUGGACUCGCUUGUGUCUGCAUGAUAUUACGCGGGUUAGGACAGCAUGACAUUACGGUAGCCAACAUGCAUGAGGCAGUUUCCAUGUCGACGAGUAUUUGGACAAUAGACCUGGCCUUUCUCUUACGAUCCUAUGCACCGGAUUUGGAUUUUACAUUAUAUACAUCCUUCACAGGCGCGAGAACACAGCAUCGAACGACGUUCGAUGAAGACGAGCAGAGGGUAAAUCAUUUAUUUGACAUUGCUCAGGAUUCUCGUGUAAAGACUGUGAGAAUGAUAUUGUCAUUGGAUGACUUUCGCAAGCUCCUUCGCUCGUCAAGCUUUACAAUCAUUGCUCUGGUAAAUUCCAGGUUAAUACGAUGUCGAUUGUGUCAGCAACAUCAAUUAUGUUAUCAACCGCUUCUUGAAGUAUUUAAUUCUUUUCUAGAAUUCUGGAACGGUAACGGUUAUGCAGGUCACUUUAUCGUCCUCGUUAGCUUUGAUCCAAAAACCGACUCAUUCAUUUAUAGAGAUCCUGGCGUUAUCGAUGAAGAUUGUAUGAUUACUGCGAGAAAUUUUGAAGUUGCUCGUCGAUCACCCGGAACAGAUGAAGAUUGCAUAGUUAUCAAGCUGUUGUAG
Molecule: messenger RNA, 708 nt
Organism: Paraglomus occultum
Lineage: Eukaryota; Fungi; Glomeromycota; Glomeromycetes; Paraglomerales; Paraglomeraceae
Source: the annotation of a GenBank genome assembly